Messenger RNA from Oryza sativa Japonica Group (Japanese rice), 1286 nucleotides. Its product is annotated as myb-related protein 308. The record is from RefSeq and is a predicted model, not a curated record. Lineage: Eukaryota; Viridiplantae; Streptophyta; Magnoliopsida; Poales; Poaceae.
UCCAUCCCUACCCUAGGGCUUCGAGCUCGCAAACGGCAACAACCACUACCUCACUCACGCUCACCACCUACUCGGUCAAAUGUCCCUCACCUCACUCAAGUGGGACCCACUCCCUUUCUUUCUCUAACCUCUCUCCUCGCUUCGAGUUCGAUCCGCCAUGGCGCCACCAUGCAUAUAAACUCGAGCUCCCUCUCCUCCUCUUCUUCCUCCUCUCCACUCUCCACCAUCGUCUUCGUCGUCGUCUUCCUCAGCUCGGAGCGAUGGGGAGGUCGCCGUGCUGCGAGAAGGCGCACACGAACAAGGGCGCGUGGACCAAGGAGGAGGACCAGCGCCUCAUCGCCCACAUCAACCAGCACGGCGAGGGCUGCUGGAGGUCGCUCCCCAAGGCCGCCGGGUUGCUGCGUUGCGGGAAGAGCUGCCGCCUCCGGUGGAUCAACUACCUCCGCCCCGACCUCAAGCGCGGCAACUUCACCGACGAGGAAGACGAGCUCAUCAUCAAGCUCCACGAGCUCCUCGGCAACAAGUGGUCGCUGAUCGCCGGGAGGCUGCCGGGGAGGACGGACAACGAGAUCAAGAACUACUGGAACACCCACAUCAAGCGCAAGCUCCUCGCCCGCGGCCUCGACCCGCUCACGCACCGCCCGCUCAAUGCCGCCGCCGCCGUCGCCGGCCACCACCACCUCGCCGCCGGCGGCUCCAGCUGCUCGCCCGACGCAACAAGCGGCCACAGCAGCUGCAGCGACGGCGACGAGUACCGCGGCGGCAUCGACCUCAACCUGUCCAUAAGCCCGCCGUCGUCGUCGUCCCAGCCGUCUUCCCCGCCGCCGCCGCCGCACGAAGCAGAGGCGAGACGCGCCGGAGCGACGGCGAGCUACACCUACCACCACCACUACUCGGAGACGAGGGAGAAGAUAUGCCUGUGCUUGAACCACCUCGGGCUGCACGGCGGCGACGAGUGCAGCUGCGGCGGCUCGUCGGCCUCUUCCUCCUCCUCGCCGCCGCCGGCGACGGCGAGCUCGCGAGCGUUCACAUUCGCCAAUGCAUCGUCGUCAACAGUGUAAAACACAGAGAAAUUCAGCGAUUUUCAGACUAAGAGAAUUAAUGAGAGGUAGAGCACAUGCAUGCUGAAUUAAUUGAAUUAACUCAAUCCAAGCUUGAGCUAGGCAUCUAGCUAACUUUGUGAUUUGAUCAUGAUCAGCUAGCAAAAUCAUCAUAAUCAUCAUCAUCAUCAUCUCCCUCUUCUCUUAAUUUUUGAAAAUUAAUUAAUUGACUGUGCUGAUUGAUAA